AGGAAAAAAAGUAUCUGUUGCAAGCAAUCUAAGGUGCUAUCUGGCAACGAUAUAAGUCAUCAGUGUUGCGUAUCAGCAACAGCAGAUACAGUCGACGGCGGCGACUCGUGCGGUGAAGUCGGCAUCUCUGUAACGAGUCCCUUGCAACGAUGAACCUCGUGGGCGUGGCGCGGAGGGCGGCAGGGGGAGGUGGCGGGGUAGGCCUCAGACAGCUGGCGCGGGCGACGUCGACCUCCGCCUCGGGACGCCAGACUCACGCCGUCGCCGCCGCCCCUGCCUUCGAGGGCGAGAGGGUGAGGCCACGUCCCUUGUCUCAGGUCCCCGGCCCGCCUAUCGUCCCCGGCUUGGGCUCCAUUCCGGCCAUGAUGAUGUACAAAGAGUUCUACCAGCAGAAGAUCCACCAGGUGUUCUUCAGGAUGAUCGACCAGUACGGCCCGAUAGUCCAGAUCAAGAUGCCGAACUGGUCCCGAGGCGUCCUCGUGACGCGCCCCGAGGACAAGGAGACCGUCCUCAGAGCCACCAAGGACAACCCCCUUAGGAAUGCACUUCCGUCUCUCAAGAAAGUCAGGGACGAGGCGAUGGAAAAUUUCUUCGACAAGAACGGCGGUCUGCUGACGGAGCAGGGCGACAAGUGGUGGCGCGUGCGCAGAGGCGUCCAGACGCCGAUGAUGAGACGCAAGAACGUCGAGGCUUAUUUGCCGGAGGUGGACGCCAUUACGCUGCAGUUCAUAGAGAGGAUGGCGUUUUUCCAGAAGGAGUUUGGAGAAAUGCCCGACAACUUCCUGCAGGAGAUGUACAAGUGGGCACUCGAGUCGGUGAGCGUGGUGGCGCUCAGUCGGCGUCUGGGCUGCCUGGACCCCGCCCUCGCGCCGGACUCCGAGCCCUUGAAGAUCAUCCAGAUCGUCGGCGACCUCUUCAGGACCCUCAACGACUGCGAGUUCACGGGUCCCCUUUGGAGGAUCUACCCGACGCCCACCUUCAAGAAGUUGGGGCGGAUGCACCAGGAACUCCUCGAGAUGGCCUUGACCAACAUCAGGGCCACGGAAGCGUCCCUGAAGGAGGCCCUGGAGAAGCCCGGGGCCGAGGAGAGGGAGCUCACCCUGAUGGAACAGCUGCUUCUCAGGCCCGAGCUCAGCCACAAGGACGUCGUCACCUUGAUUCUGGAUAUGAUUUUCGCCGGUAUUGACACGACUUCCCACACCAUGGCCUUCGCACUCUACCUCCUGGCGAAGAAUCCUGAAGCCCAGAGGAAGCUUCAGCAGGAGGUGGAUGAGGUUCUGAAGGACAACCCUAAAACCCUGACCCCGGCUCACAUAGCGAAGCUGUCUUACGCCAAGGCAGUCGUGAAGGAGAGUCUAAGAUUUUUCCCUGUCGCGAUGGGCUUCAUGAGAGAGCUCAGCUCCGAUGUCGUAUUGUCAGGAUAUCAGAUCCCUAAAGGAUCCUCAGUCUUGAUGCUCAACUACGAGGACACCCAGAAGGACACGGCCUUCCCUCGGCCGCAUGAGUUCCUGCCGGAGCGCUGGCUUCGAGGGAACGACCUGGCCGCCUCCCACGCCUUCGCCCUCCUCCCCUUCGGCGCCGGGACCCGGAUGUGCGUCGGGCGGCGUCUCGCGGAGCAGGAAAUGUACGUCUUCUUGGCCAGGGUGAUGCAGAGAUACACAGUGAACUACAACUACGGUGACAUGGACAGCACGAUGCAGCUGAUCCUCAAGCCGUCGCAGCCACUGAAGUUUUCCUUCACGGAGCGGCGAGCAUGAGAGAGAAGGCCGCGGAGGAGAACCAAGAAAGAAUUAACUCGAGUAGGUCGUAAGUGUGGAAGAAAAAAGGAAGUGAUACGGAUAGAAGGCAGAAAGCAAUGACCAUCAAUCAUACAAUGCAGUUUAUGUAGUUACUGUGAGUAUACGCAUAUCUAUAUCUAUCUAUCUAUCUAUCUAUCUAUGAAUGUUUGUAUGCAUAUAUGUAUAUACGAAAUCACUAUAAUAACUCCAAUGAGACAUAAACUAGACAGCUCUGAUGCCCCAAUUCCAAAAAGACCUUCUAGAUGUAUAAGCUAUAUAGAUAUUAGUAUUGAUCUAGACUGGCUCAUGAAUACGGCUCUUGGAUAGUUGUCUACUAAAGAGAGAGGUUUAAUGACUGUGUGAUGGUAUGUCCUUUGUAUUCAUCCACUUCAAUCAGGUGUUUCGUAGUUGUUUUUUGUGCAAAGGGUUAGAGAAGGAAUGCAAUGAAAUCCUAUGGCUGUUUCGUCCUUGCGUCAGAAAUCGGCUGAUUAGCUUUUGAGGGAAUAGAAUGGGUAGGUUAUGGGUUAAGAACAGAAAAGGAAUAGAUUAUAUAGAAGAAGUGGUUGGUAAGGAUUAGACUGUCCCUCCAUGACACCUUCUGUAGUUGGUCUACAGAAGCGGUGAUUGUUCUAGACUGAUGAGUUGAGCUCUUCUCGACACGCACGCGGAUUUUGUUUUAUAAGUGUGAGUAGUCAUGCUCGGUCAUGCGAUUCAGUCAUAAAGGAUGCUAGGGUACAUGGCCGGCAUCAUACACACACAUUACAUGUCCAAACACACGCGCGCGCGCACACACACACACACACACACACACACACACACACACACGCGCGCGCGCGCGCGCGCGCGGGCACAUAUAUAUGUGUGUGUAUGUGUAUGUUUGUAUGUGUGUGUGUGUUAUUACUAUAUUAUUAUUAUUAUUAUCAUUAUCAUUAUUAUUAUAUUAUUUUCAUUAUUAUUUCUAUACUGUCAUUACUACAUUUUUUUUUUCAUUAUUAUUAUUAUUAUCAUUAUUAUUAUUAUCGUUAAUACUGUUAUUGCCAUUACUAUUGUUAUUACUGUUAUUGGUAUUAUUAUUAACUUCAUUAUUUAUAUUAUUAUUAGUAUUACUGUUAUUAUUAUUGUUGUUGUUGUUAUCAUUAUUAUUAUUAUUAUUAUCAUUAUUAUUAUUAUUAUUAUCAUUACUAUUAUCAUUAUCAUUAUUAUCACUAUUAUUAUUAUUAUUAUUAUUACUAUUAUUAUCAUUAUUAUUAUUAUUAUUAUUAUUAUUAUUAUUAUUAUUAUUGUCAUUAUCAAUUUUAUUAUCAUUAUCAUUUUUAUUAUUAUUAUUGUUAUCAACAUCAUCAUCAUCAUCAUCAUCAUCAUUAUCGAUAUUAUUAUCAUCAAGCUUAUCUUUACUGAUAUUCUUGUUAUUGUUGAUAUUAUUGGUAUUGUAAGUUGUAGUAACUGUAAUAUCGUUAUUAUUAUAUCUAUUAAUAUUGUUGUUCCCAUCAACCUUAGUAGUAAAAGUAAUAGUAAUAAUGGUAGUUGUAGAAUCUUUAUUAAUAUCACUAUCAUUAUCAUUAUCAUUCCUAUUUUAAGACCACUAAUGUCAUUAUUAUCACUACUAUUUUGCUUUUAUGAAUGUUAUUACUGUCAUUAUUAUUGUCGGUAUCUUAUUCUUAUUGUUAUUGGCGUUUACUAUUACUGCCACUGCUAUUACUAUUCUUAAUAUCUUUGAUUCUAUGACCUUUAUCAGCUUCUUCUCCUUUGUCUUGACUAUUAUCAUCAUUUUGUUUCAUUGUUGACUAUGACACCAUUAUUACUACUGUGAUUGUUGCCUAUUUUUUCGUAGUAGUAGUAUUGUAAUUAUUAUCAUUGUUAUCAUUAUUAUUAUUAUUAUUAUCAUUGUUAUCAUCAUUAUUAUUAUUAUAAUUGUUAUUAUUAUUGUUAUCAUUAUCUUUCUUAUUACUAUUAUCAUUAUCAUUAUUAUCAUAAUUACUGUUGUUGUUAUUAUUAUUAUUGUUAUUGUUAUUAUAAUUAUUAUCUUUAUUAUUAUUAUCAUUAUCAUUAUCAUUGUUUUUAUCAUCACUAAAGCAUUUUUGUCUCUUUCUGUUUGUAUUAUUAUCAUAUUACUUAACUUCAAGAUUAUUACAAUUAUUGUUAUAAGACUUCCACCUUCUUAUAAGAAGGAUAGUGCGGGAGGAGGAACUCCAGAUCAAAUGCUGCCGACAGAUUGUAUGAACCAGGAUGUGUCUUUCCCUUGUGAAAUAUGCAAGCAACCGAA
Molecule: messenger RNA, 4041 nt
Organism: Penaeus indicus
Lineage: Eukaryota; Metazoa; Arthropoda; Malacostraca; Decapoda; Penaeidae
Product: probable cytochrome P450 49a1
Exons: 11
Coding region: 150-1757 (535 amino acids)
Molecular function (GO): monooxygenase activity; heme binding; oxidoreductase activity, acting on paired donors, with incorporation or reduction of molecular oxygen
Source: RefSeq, a predicted model, not a curated record